Messenger RNA from Drosophila busckii, 1584 nucleotides. RefSeq names its product prolyl 4-hydroxylase subunit alpha-3. The transcript has 8 exons. Gene Ontology annotation, cellular component: endoplasmic reticulum. The record is from RefSeq and is a predicted model, not a curated record. NCBI's taxonomy places the organism in Eukaryota, Metazoa, Arthropoda, Insecta, Diptera, Drosophilidae. Bases 95 to 1474 code for a protein of 459 amino acids. Gene Ontology annotation, molecular function: procollagen-proline 4-dioxygenase activity; protein binding.
AAGUUUGCAUUUCAUACGCAGCGUACUCUGUUUGCACUUUAAUUAAAUUGGAUGUGUGUUCUGGCUUUCAUUUCACAAGAAAACUCAAGUCAACAUGUUUAGCUGCUGGUACCUGUUGCUAAUUGUGGCAUCUGUUAACUGCAAAGGCAAUAAAAUUAAAGACUUGAAAGUUAUAAAUGAAAAGAUAGUUGAGCAUAUAACAAGCUAUGCCGAUGAGUUGCAGCAAAAAUGUGAUGCCAUCAAUGAUGCAUUGGAUGAGUACAGCGAAGAGAUAAAAGCGGUGGAUGGCAAUGCCGAACAAUUCUUAUCGAAUCCUUUAUACGGCUUUAAGCUAAUACGUCAAAUGCACAAGGACGUGCCAGCUUGGCUGGAGUAUCUGGAAGCCCCAGUUGGCGACAAACAUUUGAUUGCGCUACAGGAACUUAUGGAAGACGUAAACCUUAAUAGUGUUUUCAAAUUGGCAUCAAAAGAAAUAUAUGCCAUUUUCAAAUUCUACAACUUUAAACCCAACGACUAUUUGCCGCCUAGAUAUGAAUUGAGGCUUUCAGCUGCGGAUUGCUACUAUGUGGGUGUGCAGCUAUACGAGGCCGAAGCAUACCACGAUGCAGCCGAAUGGCUUAUGGCGGCGGCUUCGGAAUACAGCUCAAUUCCUGCCAGAGAAAUGUUGACCGUGCCAGCUUGGCGCGUACUCGAAAUGCAGUCGAAAGUAUUCAUCCAUCUAAAUAAGUGGGAGGAAGCCAAGGCAGCGAUUGAUCUGGCUAUUGAUCAAUCUCCAAUGACCAUGGCUCUUUUUCUACAGCGCGAUCAGUUGGCUGUGCAUCCGAAUAGAAGAAAUAAAAAGCCUGUUCCAGCGCCGGCUUACAAACCCACCAAUCUGCAAUUACAGUGUCAAGGCCACUUAAAGCCUAAUCAAGAAUUGAUCUGUGAGAACAUGAAGUCAUCGACAUCCUUCCUGGAGUUAGCGCCCUUACGUUUAGAGGAAAUACUGAUGAGUCCAUAUGUGUUACUCUAUCAUGAUGUUAUAUAUGAGGAUGAGAUUGAGGACAUUAGGGUCGCCUUUGUCUUAUGCAAGGACAAGUUAGAUUUACCCGAGGGCAUGCGUGGAUGUCUCAUUCCGGAUAACCAUAGUGCGUCAACUAAGAAAGUAGCAGUGCGGACAUUGGACAUGACUGGACUCGACACGCAUGUUCCCGGUCUAUAUGUCAUAGAGUAUGGUCCACGUGAACUAUUCAAGAUAAUUGAAACCUUAAAGGCUAAGGAUAUGGCUAAAGAUGUAGAGGCUUCGGUUAUUAUAUUUAUGAAUGACGUUGCCGCGGGUGGUGCCUAUACAAAUAGUGAAGGUGAUUUCUCUGUCAUACCGCAUCGAGGCGAUGCUUUGGUCACAUUUAACGAAGGUGACUUUGAACAGUAUGUGUGCCCCAACUUAUUGGGCACAGGCUUUGUAAUAGUGAAAUUUGUAGCUACUGAGGAAUAGCAAGUUAUGAGGAUUCCAGGAAGUACAUUUGAAUUCUUUAUUCAGUUACGUAUUCAGCUUUUUAAUAAAACAAUAAUUCAAGAGUUUAACUUUACUUUACCAUAACUGAU